Molecule: messenger RNA, 1065 nt
Organism: Pseudozyma flocculosa PF-1
Lineage: Eukaryota; Fungi; Basidiomycota; Ustilaginomycetes; Ustilaginales; Ustilaginaceae
Exons: 1
Coding region: 1-1065 (354 amino acids)
Biological process (GO): pectin catabolic process
Molecular function (GO): glucosidase activity
Source: RefSeq, a predicted model, not a curated record
AUGCUGCGCCACCUCUACCUCCUGCCCCUCUUUGUCAGCGCCGCCGCGGCCGCGCUCACCUACAAGGGCGUCGACUGGUCCUCGACGUCCCUCCUCGAGUCGCAGGGGACAAAGUGGUACACCUCGUCGGGCAGCCCCGCCGCGCUCGAGACCAUCAUGGCGCAGAAUGGCGUCAACACGGUGCGCCAGCGCAUCUGGGUCAACCCCUCGGGCGGCGUAUACGGCCUCGACUACAACGUCGCCCUCGCCCGCCGAGCCCAAAAGGCCGGCCUCAAGGUCUACCUCGACUUCCACUACAGCGACACAUGGGCCGACCCGGCGCACCAGGUGCCACCCGCCAAGUGGAAGGGGCAGGGCAUCGACGACCUCUCAAACACCCUCUACCAGUACACGCUGCAGAGCAUGCAGGCGUUCAAGAGCGCCGGCAUCGACGUCGAGAUGGUAUCCAUCGGCAACGAGAUCCGCAACGGCCUCCUGGCCCCCGUCGGCGCCCUCGACCCGAGCACAAACGACGUCGCCUGGAACACGGCCCGCCUGCUCCACUCGGCCUCGGCGGGCGUCAGGGACGCCAAGCUGCCGCGCCGCCCCAAGAUCAUGAUCCACAUCGACAACGGCUGGGACGCCAGCCUCCAGACGAAGUGGUACGAAAAGGUGCUCAAGGCCAACUCGCUCCUCGCCACCGACUACGACAUCCAGGGCGUCUCCUACUACCCCUUUUACGACUCGCGCGCCACCCUGGCCAACCUCGCAUCGGGCAUCCGCACCCUAAAGUCAAAGUACGCCAAGGAGGUCAUGGUCGUCGAGACCGACUGGCCCUCCAAGUGCUCCAGCCCAAAGUACCCCUUCCCCUCGGACACCAAAAACAUCCCCUUCACCACCGCCGGUCAGGCCCAGUGGAUCCAGACUGUCGCAAAAACGGCCCAACAGGCCGGCGCCGACGGACUCUUCUACUGGGAGCCCUUCUGGAAGAGCAACGCCAACCUCGGCUCGAGCUGCGAGGACAACACCUUUAUCGACGCGCAGGGCCGCGUCACCACCGCCCUCGCCGCCUUCAAGUCCAUCUGA